AUGACGCUCAAAGGCUAUUCGAAUGUCACUGCGGUUACAUCCUCGCCGAACGGUAUGUUGCUAGCGUUAGCACUAGGCGACGGGACUAUCAGGACAAUGAACAUCAGCACGGAGGCUACAAUUCAGGUGCUGGAAGGAAGUUCUGAAUAUGCCCAACAGAUUGCUUUCUCCCCAGACAGCAAGCUGCUUGUGUCCGCAUCCUAUGAUGGAACAGUUGAGUUGUGGGAUACCAAGACUGGAGUGCGUGUCCAAACACUCCAAAGCUAUUCGGAUGAUGUCAUUGCCAUCGCAUUCUCGCCGGAGAGCAAGCUACUAGCUUCGGCGUCGUACGACGGGAAGAUCAGACUAUGGACCGUUAGCAUUACAACCUCGGUUCAGACGUCUAAAGAUUAUUCAGAUUAUGCUAGCCCCGUCGCAUUCUCGCCGGACGGCACGCUACUAGCGUCGUCAUUAGACUAUGGCAUGGUCAAGCUGUGGAACACUUGCACGGGUGCAGAGAUGAUGCUCGAGGGCCAUUCGAAUCGUGUCAACGCGUUGGCCUUCUCGCCGAACGGCAAGCUGCUGGCGUCGGCAUCGAGGGACAAGACAGUCAGAGUAUGGGACGUUGGCAAGGGAUCUCAGACACUGCAAAGCUCUUCGGGCUCCAUCACUGUCGUAGCCUUCUCGCCGGACGGCAAGCUGCUGGCAUAUGCAUCGGAUGAAAGGACAGUCAAGCUGUGGGACACCAGCACGGGCAUGGAGUUGAAGAGGUUCGAGGGACAUUCGGGCUGGGUCGACUCGUUGGCCUACUCACCAAACGGCGAUCUGCUGGCGUCGGCAUCGAAGGACAAUACAGUCAGAAUAUGGGAUGUUAAGACGGGCAUGGAGAUGAAGACAUUCGAGGGCGAUUCGGACAGGCCUCCAUUUGGCUGGCGCAUCGCCGUGACAUUCUCGCCGGACGGCAAGCUUGUGGCGUCGGCAGCGGACGGCAGGACAGUCAAAUUAUGGAAAGUCAACACGAGAGCGGAGACGGAGGCGUUCGGGGGUCAUUCAAGCCACGUCAGCGCUCUGGCCUUCUCGCUGGAUGGUAAACUGUUGGCGGCGGCAACUCACGAUAGGACGGUCACACUGUGGGACGUGAACACAGGAGCAGUGGUUCAGACUCUUAAAACUAAUGCCGUUCUUAGUAUCCUCUCGUUUUCUGACGAUGGUGCAUUCCUCCAAAGUGAUAGAGGAGCGCUAUCCCUCUCGUUUCUUUCCAUUCAUCAGUCAACUCCUAGACGCGAAUAUAUGUCUUCUGUAUAUAUCAAGGACCAAUGGGUAAGCCACGGCGCAGGCAAUGUUCUUUGGCUACCUCCUGAUUAUCGGCCAAGCAAAGUUGCUGCUCACAAGAAUAUUGUUGCUUUUGGUUGUAGGUCUGGUCGAGUGUUAAUUAUGGAAUUCACUUUCUGA
Messenger RNA from Alternaria atra, 1431 nucleotides. RefSeq lists its product as uncharacterized. The transcript has a single exon. Gene Ontology annotation, cellular component: microtubule associated complex; cytoplasmic microtubule; nuclear envelope. Gene Ontology annotation, molecular function: microtubule plus-end binding; dynein complex binding. NCBI's taxonomy places the organism in Eukaryota, Fungi, Ascomycota, Dothideomycetes, Pleosporales, Pleosporaceae. Gene Ontology annotation, biological process: nuclear migration; establishment of mitotic spindle orientation; vesicle transport along microtubule. The record is from RefSeq and is a predicted model, not a curated record. Bases 1 to 1431 code for a protein of 476 amino acids.